UUCUUUUUGCGCAUGCGCAGUGCGCUCCGCGAAGGCGGCGGCUCUGCGGGGCUGGCCAGGAGGAGCAGCUCCAGCACCCCCAGUCUGCAAAGGAACUCCAGGCGGCAGAGUGGCCAUCGCUGCAGGGGAGCAAUGGCCCCCAAACGCAAGUCGCCUGCCAAGGCCCAGGCCAAGGCCCAGGACAAAAAGAUGAAGCAGGAGCCGGAGGAGGACAGCAUCCGCUCCACCAUGGAGGCGCUGAAGACCGCUCCCAAGGAGAAGCUCAAAGCCAAGAUCGACUCUGCUUGCCAGCUGAGCAAUGGCAGUGAUGCCCAGAUCCACGAGGAUUACGACUGCAUAUUGAACCAGACCAACAUCGGGAACAACAACAACAAGUUCUACAUCAUCCAGCUCAUCGCUCAGAAUGGCAGCUACAGCUGCUGGAACCGUUGGGGUCGCGUGGGGGAGGUGGGGCAGUCGAAGCUCAGCCCCUUCCCUUCCCUGGAAGCUGCCAAGAAGGACUUUGAGAAGAAGUUCCGGGAGAAGACCAAGAACAGCUGGGCUGAGCGGGAGAACUUCGUGGCCCACCCUGGCAAGUACACCCUGAUCGAGGUGCAGCACGGGGCCGAGGAGGAGCAGGAGGUGACCGUGAAGGUGGACAGCGUGGAUGGAGGAAAGCGCACCAAGCAGAGGACGCUGCCCUGCAGCCUGGACAAGGCCACCCAGGAGCUGGUCUCACUCAUCUUCAGCAAUGACAUGUUCAAAGAGGCCAUGCAGACCAUGAAUAUCGACGUGAAGAAGAUGCCGCUGGGGAAGCUGAGCAAGCAGCAGAUCGCCAAGGGCUUCGAGGCCCUGGAGGCCAUUGAAACGGCUCUGCAGGAGCAGCCGCUGCCUGGCAAGCAGCUGGAGGAGCUGUCGUCCCGCUUCUACACCAUCAUCCCCCACAGCUUCGGCCGCUCCAGGCCCCGCACCAUAAACAAGCAGGAGAUGGUCCAGGCCAAGAAGGACAUGCUGCUGGUGCUGGCAGACAUUGAACUGGCCCAGAGCCUGCAGGCGCAGAAGGAGAAGGAGGAAGAGGAGGUGAAGGUGGAGGUGGAGGAAGUCCCUCACCCGCUGGACAAGGACUAUGAGCUUCUGAAGUGUGAGCUCACCCUGGUGGACCCAGCGUCAGAGGAUUAUCAGGUGAUCCAGACCUACGUAGAGAAGACCGGGUCGAGCCACCGGAAGGUCAAGAUCCUGAACAUCUGGAAGGUGAAGAGGGAGGGAGAGGGCGAGCGCAUGAAGGCUCACAACCACUUGGAGAACCGGCGCCUGCUAUGGCACGGCACCAACGUGGCUGUUGUCGCCGCCAUCCUGAAGAGCGGCCUGCGCAUCAUGCCGCACUCCGGCGGGCGUGUGGGCAAGGGGCUUUACUUCGCCUCCGAGAAUGGCAAGUCGAUGGGAUACGUGAGCUGCACCUCCCAGCGGAUCGGGAUCAUGUUCCUCAACGAGGUGGCCCUAGGCAAGGAGCAUCGGAUCACCCAGGACAACCCAUCGUUGUGCGAGGCCCCCCCGGGGUACGACAGCGUGAUCGCCUGCGGCAAGACUGAGCCAGACCCUGCUUGUGACCGGGAGCUGAAGAUGGAGGGCAGGAAGGUGCUGGUGCCACAGGGGAAGCCCAUCCCAGUGGCCAAGUACCGGGAUUCCUACUUCAGCCAGAGCGAGUACCUGAUCUACCGGGAGAGCCAGUGCCAGAUCCGUUACCUGCUCCAGCUCCGCCUCUGAGGUGCUUCCCCGCAGGCCUGGCACCCCUCCAGCUCUGGGAGACAGUGGCCUGCUGUGCCGAUGGCGAUGAUACCCCAGGGUGCCACCUGCAGCAGGGUUAGAUGACAGCGCUCAGUGGGCUGGCUGCGGGAGCGCCUCUGUUGCCCGCUGGCUCAGGAUCCCUGAGUCCCACGGGCCUGGAGAGAUGCUCUACAACGUGCCGUGAGAUGCGUGGCUCCUGCGCUUGGAGUCCCUGGGCCAUGCUGCCUGGAGGAGAGGACUGGGGUGCAGCUGCCAUAGCCAGUUGAACUCCCAACAGUCUCUGCUGGGGCUCUGGGGGACACUCCCAAGUGCUGGAGUCUGUGAGCCGCAGGGUGCUUUGAGGCCUUCUUUUACUGUAAAUAAAUGCGUGUGCGGAUUGCAGUCAGCUUUCCCCCCGUGUGUCACCCUGGCGCUGAAGAACUCAGCAGGGGUUGGAUCCAGGGGCUGGCAUGAGCCCAUCUCUUUGGCCUGCUCUUGCUCUCGGAGCUCUUGUCUGGGAGAUCCCGGCAGAGGGGAAAGAUCAAGGGUCUCCCCUCCCUGUUUCCGCCCCGGGAGAUCUGCUCGCCCUGCACAGUGGCCUCAGGAGAUGUGGCCUGGCUUGUAGGGAUGGGGGUGCCCUACCCAGGAGACAUGCUGUGGGUGAGGAGCUCAGGGCAGGGAGCGGCUGCUGAUCAGGAUCCCAGUGCAGCUUCCCAGGCACCUGCCAGCCAGGCUGGGGGAAGGUUGUUCUCUGGUCUCUCCCACAGAGAGAAAGCAGGAACAGGGAGGAGGCCAGGGGGGCCCCAUUAGAAACCCUGGUGCUGGGAGAAGGGGGGGGGCACAAUGGGGCAUGGGAUCAGCGGGCACCGAGAGAAACAGGAGGAGGAAUUGGGGGUCAGACACAAGAGCAGGGAAGUGGGGCGGGGCUGACACACUCAUCGCAGAUCUCCGAGUCCAGUCUGAGGGGUUAAUUUUUGCAAAGUAAACUAAAGAGACAUAUUCCCUUAUCUAAUCUGGCUACUUAUAUGGCUGCCAUCACCAUAGUAUCCUGCAUCCAGGCGGUAAUUACUAGGUGAGAGAACAAUAACAAUCUAUCUCGCUCUUCCUCGCUGGCCUGGUGGGGAAGAAGCUGGAUUGGCUCACGGGGUUGUUCUGUUUGCGUGAGUGGAGUUCUGGGCGUCUGCGGGAAGAUCUGACUGAGGGGAAGCCACGGGCCCAUCAUCGGUGCAGGUAACUCGAGUUGUCCCUUGAAGGUUGUCCCACGAAGGUUGUCCCACAGCGAGUGCCAUCCACACCCACGAACCUGGAACUCCGGUGGGAUGGGCUGCAGGUCCUGUUAACCCCACUCGCAAUCACUCUGGGCAUGGCUGUUCUCGCUCGAGCAGGCUAACUUGAGAGGGCAGGAACACUGGUUAACUCUACAGUACUAGCAUGGCCUCUGUCUCAGCUGUGAUCCCAGCUGUGUUCCAGCCCAGGCCUGGUCUCAUCUUGUACACAGGCAAUUUCCAGAGUCUAGUACCAGCCCCCAGGAAAGCUCCAUCUGCACCGAUGAGCUUCCCCCGGGUGGUGGAAGGUGGCUGGCCUGGCAGGUCCCGGAGGCUGAGGCCUGUCUCAGCCAGCCAGGGCCAGGUCCAUCAAGGGCUUCGAACUACAGGGCACAGGCUGUGAAGUGGACUCUGCUUAGUGGGAAGCCAUUGCAGAGCAGGGUGGUGUAGCUAUCCCUGGUCUAACCAGUUGCAGUAGCCCAGCUUUGGGCUCACAGAUGCCUGAAGUGCAGGGUCAGGGCUGAAGCCACCAGGAUGGGGCUCAGCGUGGGGGAUUUGUCACCAGGGGUAUCUGAGCACCCAAGAAAUCUGGGCCCCUUGAAGUCAAUGACAAACCUCCCCUUGAGCUGGGAGAGGCAGGAUUUCCCCCAGGCUGUGAUGGCCUUGCCAGUCUACAGCAGCUGCCCUGGUUGGAGUACAUCCAGUGUGAUGAGUUCUGUUCCAGGGAGUGGUGGGGCAGCUGUACCUCACACCUUGUCCAGUGCCUCCCCUGGCCUGCCUGGAGCUGCUCUCGCAUCCUCCCACUGCCUGCCCCUCUGGUUCUCCAGGGCUGGGUGGCUUCUGGGGGAAGCAGAGCCAGGGAGAUACCAGAGCCUCUUCUCACAUUGUAAGGAGAGUGAUCACUUUAGAUAAGCUAUUACCAGCAGGAGAGUGGGGUUGGGGGAGAGAAAACCUUUUGUAGUGGUAAGCACCCAUUUUUUUUCAUGCUUUGUGUGUAUAAAAAGAUCUUGUGUACUUUCCACAGUAUGCAUCCGAUGAAGUGAGCUAUAGCUCACGAAAGCUUAUGCUCAAAUAAAUUGGUUAGUCUCUAA
Molecule: messenger RNA, 4099 nt
Organism: Caretta caretta (loggerhead turtle)
Lineage: Eukaryota; Metazoa; Chordata; Testudines; Cheloniidae
Gene: PARP3
Product: poly(ADP-ribose) polymerase family member 3
Biological process (GO): double-strand break repair; protein poly-ADP-ribosylation
Cellular component (GO): site of double-strand break; nucleolus
Molecular function (GO): NAD+ poly-ADP-ribosyltransferase activity
Source: RefSeq, a predicted model, not a curated record